Molecule: messenger RNA, 1614 nt
Organism: Humulus lupulus (European hop)
Lineage: Eukaryota; Viridiplantae; Streptophyta; Magnoliopsida; Rosales; Cannabaceae
Exons: 3
Coding region: 1-1614 (537 amino acids)
Source: RefSeq, a predicted model, not a curated record
AUGACUUGGGCUACAGAGGUUGAGGAGCAAUCUUUCCAGGAAUCAGCCAAGGAAACCUGGGCUAAAUUUCGGGAAACACUUCCAUCACAUGGUUGUACAAAGCUUCAUUAUUUGGAACCUUUUCAGAAGGAUGGUCAGAUAAUUGCGAAAUUGGAUAUGGAGGAGAUUGAAGUGGAAGCUUCAUUCUGGAAAUCUGCUUUGAUAUGUGUGGUGAUUGGUGCUAAUCCACCUCUGGCAGUUUUUGAAGGGUUUAUCAAACGAAUUUGGGGUAAGCUUGGCAUUGUGAGUGUUGCCCGAAUGAAUGUUGGUUUUACUAUGGUGAAAUUCAGAGAUGAAGCAACGCGUGAUAUGAUUUUGGAGUCAGGUGUGGUGCAUUUUGAUAAGAAACCAGUUGUUCUUCGUCCAUGGACUACUGAUAUAGAAUCCUUGAAGUCCAUUAAAUCAGUGCCUGUGUGGAUCCGGUUACCUCAUCUAGGAAUGAAAUACUGGGGAGUGAAUUGUUUGAGUGCUCUUGUUAGCACAAUAGGUAAGCCUAUAAUGAUUGACAAAAUAACCAAGGAUCGGUCAAUGAUAAAAUUUGCUUGUAUCUUAGUUGAGAUGGAGAUAGCUAAUACUCUUCUGAAAUUCAUUAGCUAUUUCAAUGAGAAGGGUCAAAUUAUAGAACAACUUAUAGACUAUGAAUGGUUGCUAACAAAAUGUACUAAUUGUAAGGAAUUGGGACACUCAGUAACAUCGUGUAAGUAUGUCUCUGAAGCUGUUUGUAGGCAGAAAGAAUUGAAGCAUAAGGAAGAAAAACCUGGCAAUCCGAAUGCAGGACAACCUGAGGUAGAGAAGCCUGUCCACCUGAAUUAUGAGCAUCCUGAGGCUGAGAAACCUGUAAGUCUGAUUGCUUCUGGUUCAGUUCAUCAGAUAAAUGCUACUCAAUUAGCUGUUAUUCAGCCAUACACUAAUCCUGUAGAGGCUCAUUGGAUUUCUCCGAAAACUACUAGAGUUAAGAGGCAAGGAGUCCAGACUUUAACUAAGCAGAUCAUGAACCAGUUUAGUGUACUCCAAGAGUGUCAGAAACCAGCAUCUACAUUCCCAACCACACCAGACAAUUGUGAUUCAUUGGAGAGUAGAAUUUUAUUGAUUUGGAAUGCUAAGUUGGUGCAUAUUGAUGUGAUCCAGGACAGUGCCCAAUUCUUACACUGUCAAGUUAGAUUAUACAAUAAACCUAGUUUUUGUCUUACAAUUGUUUAUGGCUCUAAUAGUUUGGAGACUAGGAGAACUUUAUGGAAUGAUUUGUCCCAUUUGCAUUGGCCUCUUAAACCUUGGAUUAUACUUGGGGAUUUUAAUGUUGUUUUUGCUCCGAAUGAUAGAAUGGGAGGCAGACCUAUCACAGUGAAAGAAAUGGAGGAUGCUAGACAGUGGCUUGAUCUUGGUUUAGUUGAGGAAAUGAAGAUUAUGGGGUCAUUUUACACUUGGUCUAAUAAUCAAGAAGGAGGGGCUCGUAUUUUUUCCAAGUUGGAUAGGGUUUUUGUUAAUGAAGCUUGGCUGGAAGAAUACCCUUUAGUCUUUGCUUGUUCUCAAUGGGAGAGGUUUAGAGCAAAUCAGCUGGAAACUUACACGUCUUAA